This is a messenger RNA of Paramuricea clavata, 1907 nucleotides long. The record is from the annotation of a GenBank genome assembly. NCBI's taxonomy places the organism in Eukaryota, Metazoa, Cnidaria, Anthozoa, Malacalcyonacea, Plexauridae.
CCCCGGUGAAAAGCGCGCUGCCUCGCGGGGUGGCGGGACGGCGUCGGCAUCCGACGGCGGGAAAAUUAUGUCAACAAUAUGGCGGUCAACAAGGCUUUCAAGGCUUCAAUAUGUUCAGCAUCGGAAUAUAAAUGUGUUAUCUGCUUGCAACUUCUCAUAGAACCUGUUGUUUUGCCAUGUAAACAUGAAAUGUGUAAACCUUGCUUUCGUAAAAAUGUGGAAGAAGCGAAUUUUGUAUGUCCUAUGUGUAGAAAACGUAUUGCAAGUUGGGCUCGGAAGUGCAUCAGAGAAGGAACGCUAGUUGAUCAAAAUAGAUGGAAUCUUAUACAGAAGCUCUUUCCUAAGAAAUGUUUAAAGAGACUACAGGGUGACGAUGAUGACAGUGAAGACGAAGGUAUGUAUAGUAGUUUGGUGCAGCAGCGUUGUGUUUAAUGUAAAUAAUCAUGAAAGAUUUUUUAAUAGUUUAUACUAGAAGUUAUAAUCGCAAGGGUAAGUGCUGUCAUAUGACCAUAUCAGGCCAAUAUUUGUUGCAUAUUAGUUUCUCAUGGACUUUUCCCUAAGUUAAUGCAGGUGGGAAGCCAUUACCACCAGGCUGCAUUCCACACACUACAUGCCAGAGAUCUCCGGCACGAGGUUACAAAAUUUGUUGGUGUAUUGAUGUGAGAUUACUCAAAGUCUUGGUAUAUUGGCCGUAUGAUUACUUUACAGUCUUAAAAGCACAGAGGAUUGUCCAUUUUGACAUUGGGUUUUAGUCCCCCAAAGUAAAAUGUUUUGAUAAAUUGGUGUGAUCAAGGGCAAAUGUUGGCGUAUUUCCAGCACGGUUUCUGAUGCAAUAUUAAAAUGUAAAGCGAUGUGUUGCUACUUUGGUAAAACAAAUCGGCCAAAUUUGGUUUGUGAAGUUCUAAUUGUCUUUUUUGUAUUAUAAUGGUUGAAAAUGACAAUAAUGGCCAUCGAGGCGGUUUCCUAAGAAACAUAUGGGCGGGGUAUGAUUACAUGGAAAAAUUUGUAGGCUGACCUUUCAGUCAAUUGUUUAAACUCUUGGAAUCCCUUGUCAGAUAAAUUUCUUGGCAGUGAGAGAAACACAAAAACUAAACAGUCCAAAAUAACUUUCAUCACAAAACAAAACUAGAAUUGAUUAGAAAAAUAUUUUGUAGGUCCAAACAAACAUGCCUAAAGGUUUUGAAAAUAACUGGCCUACAAUUUUUGAAAAUAAUUGUAGGCCAGAAAAUGUUCUCAAUUUACACCCUAAGGCAUGGACACUGUAUUUAUAAAGAUUGCAACAUGAUAAGGUACAUUGACAAAUGGAUUUUGUCUUGCUUCAUGGAUUUGUUAUGUGAUUGUGUUGACUUAACCCUUUAAGUGGCAAUGCCCCCUACUUUACUAUUUUACUCUGUCUAAUGCCGCCACUCAAUGGGUUAAAGAUAAUUUCAUGACCCUAGUGACACAGGGUUAUCCUAGUAAACUAGUUAUCCUGGUUUAUUGUGUUUGCAAAUUUACAUGUGUGCUUGGAUGAUGCUAGUGGUGGUUAUCACUUAGAUAACACUAAUUCUGUCCUGUAAGACAUUCUACCAAUGGACACACAGUACAGCAUUCACAAUGUUUCAAAGUUGUGCUUAUAUUAGUAACUGUUCUUGUUACUUGCGGUUCAGAAAUACCGCAAUGGUUCACAAAGUUCAGUUCUGAAAUACUUUAAACAGUUUAAAGAUGAAAAUUUAAGUGUGGUGGGCUCAUCUGACAUGCGAAGGACAUGCACAAUAUAAUAUGGCUGCCAUGUUGUUGUUAGCCGGAAUUCAAGUGGGGAGAAUGGCUAUGUUGUUGUAAUAAAUAUAAUAUUUUGUUUACAGUAUCUUGUUUCUUUGAAUUGUAUUCCUAUUGCAGUUAUGUAUCCACUAGGGUCAGACGGUUAA